Messenger RNA from Pseudopodoces humilis (Tibetan ground-tit), 2682 nucleotides. Its product is annotated as mediator of RNA polymerase II transcription subunit 1-like. Gene Ontology annotation, biological process: cellular response to thyroid hormone stimulus; regulation of transcription by RNA polymerase II. Lineage: Eukaryota; Metazoa; Chordata; Aves; Passeriformes; Paridae. Gene Ontology annotation, molecular function: nuclear thyroid hormone receptor binding; nuclear retinoic acid receptor binding; nuclear vitamin D receptor binding. The record is from RefSeq and is a predicted model, not a curated record. Gene Ontology annotation, cellular component: mediator complex.
CAGCAUUUCUGGUUGCCAGUGUAAAUACAUGCCAUUAUAUUUAGAACAUUUUGACAUGUUUUUCAGGUGUUCUGACAGCUAUUUCUACCAAUGCUUUAAUGGAACAGUUGCGUUUAAAAUAUCAACAAAGGCCAUGGACUGAAACUCUAAAACUUGUUUAUUUUUGCAUGGGUAACCCACAUCGAAAGCCUGUCAGUAAUGCUCCAGAUGGUCUAUUGCUUUCCUGCAUGGAGAAGAUAGAGAGGACAUUAAAUGCUAAAUCCAUGUUUUCUGUGAUGAAUGCAUUGGAACUUUUAUCCAGACAAAAAGGACUUACUGUUCAUGUUAGCCCCAGUGGAACUGCCUGCUACAUAACAUCAAUGAUGUUUUAUGUAGAAAUUCAGCUGGAGAAGGAUGGAGAUGUGAUGGAUGUAAAGCUGGCUCACUUUGAAGAAGCUCCUGUGGUUUGUGAUGACUUGGUCCAGCUACUAAGGAUGAAGAACUAUGAUGCCUUUGGCAAGAUUCUAGAAGACCUGUCAAAUAUGUAUCAAAUUCCAGGAAACAGUGAAAUGAAAGCUAAGGGAUAUCUUGCUUUGCAGGCCCUUGAAAAAGAUCUUUAUUCAAUGUCUCUUCUGGACAGAACACAGGAUCUAAACAGAGUUACUGAAGUACUUAAUGGAAAAGUAGGACACCUGGUGCCAAGAACUGGAGGAACCCCAAUGAACAUUGAAUUCUACAUUUCUCCCUAUCAAGUUUUGGAAGCAGAACUAAAUCAUGGUUCCCAGGUAUGUGGAACAAAAACAGUUGUAACUAUUGAAGGCAUGGAUACACUCCACAAACUGCCUCUUUCUCCAUUAAUUGUAGAUCCUCAAGCUGGAGAGGACAGCAGCCUUGUUUUUUUGCAACUGACUGAUGAACUCAGCAUGGAUUUGCCAGCUCUUUUUGUUCUGAAGUUUCAUCAACCUGUUCCAAUGUCUUCAUCCAGUAUUGAAGAGAUACAGAGGCUCACAGGAAUUCAGAUUUCUGGCUUGAAACUAGCUCCACUGUAUGAGCUAAUUGUUCAGUCUACUCUUAAAGAAAAAUGCAGUGAAGACUUGUCUACAAAUAAAUCUUGUUUCUUUGUGUCUCUUCCAGAUUGCCCAAAGCACUGUUACUUCAUAAACAAGGGUUCAGAAAAAUCAGAUUUAGCAGGAGCUUUGGUCAGUAAAAUCCCAUUUAGCCAUCCAAAGUGCGUGCCUGGCGUAAUAGAGAUUCUUCGACAUCAAGUGGCAUAUAACACUCUUAUUAGCAGCUGUGUCUCUGAGAAGCAUAUAAAUGAAGAUGAUUCAGAACUGCUUUACUUUGAAGUGGUACCACACAAGAACACCAGCUUUUCUGUCUUUUUCCUUCAUCCUGUGAAAGAGAAUUUAGCCUGUGUGGUAAUUGAUGUUAUAAGCUCUAGAGAAGUCCAAUGUCACCUUCAUUUAAAUCCUCAAGAUCCAACUCUAAAUUCUAGUGAUGACUUCAUAGCAAGAGUUGUGAAACGUUGCAUGUCAGUCCCAGUUGUCAUGAGAGCUCUUUUCAGGAAUGCUGCCAAGGUGAAAGCUGACAGUGCAACACAAGACAUGGACAUGGAACAACAACCUGAACCACAAUCGGAGCAAACUACAGAUUCUAACAGUCUCAAAGAAAGCCUUUCUGGGGCCGGUCAGCAAGACUGGACAGUGACAGACAAGCCAAAUAAUACAGACAGCACAGAAGAAAAUUUCUCUACAGCCAAACUGGAAACUCUGGGUGAUAACAUGGAAAAAAAGUAACCUCUCACUAUGCACUGAAACUUCGUGGAGGAAAGUAAUUCCAUAGCUGGUACAGAAGUGAUAUGAUAGACAAAAACCUGAUGGCUUUACAAACAACAACAACAAAAAAGUCUACUUAGUAAUUUGUGAAUUGUAUCUCCUCUUUGCAAACUUUUACAUAUGGGAAAGUAGUUCCCUUGAAUCUGCAUUUUUAAACAUCCAAAUCUGUAAAGUCUAAAACUGUUCUAUUAUUUUGUCUUGUUACUGAAAACCUCAAAAAUUGUCUUGGUAAAUAAGAUUCCCUCUAACACUGUUUUUUUAUUGUUAGAAGGGAAGGCAUUACUUUAUUCUUGGUCAAGAGAUGUGUGUGGCUGACAAAGUUCCAGCCUCAGUGUUGACCCUGCUACAAAACUCUUUCACUUAUUUAUGCAUUUUUAGCAAACAAAGACAUUAAUGUUCAUUGGUUUAAUUAGUAUUCUAUACCCUGUUAGUUAUUGAUUUCUUUCUCUUCAUGCUAAUCCGGUCCUCAUCCUUUUAUCUUUUUCUCAGUCUCCAACUUUCCAGGCCUUAAUCUCCUCUCUAUCUUCUGGUUACUCUAAUGUCCUUGAAUGGCCAUAAAUUUAAGAUCCCAGAUGCCAAAUCUUCUAAUUCCCUUGGCUUUGUUUAUUGCAGAUUGUUACGCUUGGUUUUAACAAUCUUAAGGUUUCAGUGAUUUAAUGAUCUUAGUAGGUCUGUGAAGAAACUUAACUGGUGUUGGCUAAAAGUGGGUACUGCUUACAAUUGGUUAAAACAACUAUUAAAAAUUAGUUAGGUAAGUUAUAUAACUUCCAACACUGUCUGCACCAUAUAUACUAUCAGACUAUGGAAGAAAUCUGUGUCUAACACACAUGAUACAGUCUGUAACACAACACAGGCAUUUGAAGAAAAG